Molecule: messenger RNA, 5161 nt
Organism: Naegleria gruberi
Lineage: Eukaryota; Heterolobosea; Eutetramitea; Acrasida; Naegleriidae
Product: ATP-dependent DEAD/H RNA helicase
Exons: 1
Coding region: 1-5127 (1708 amino acids)
Cellular component (GO): cytoplasm
Molecular function (GO): nucleic acid binding; ATP binding
Source: RefSeq, a predicted model, not a curated record
AUGUUACCCAAUCAUAAUAAUAAUCAACAACAACCUUCGGAAGAUGCUCAGAAAAUUAAGGAUCAUGAUUAUGAAGGAAAUGGCAAUAAUCAAGAUAGAAAGGAUGUUUUUGGCGUCAUUGGCGAGAGAAAUGUUCGAUUCUUGGAUGAGUGUGGUUCGAGCUUUGUAUUGGUCGAUAUUGAUAGUUUAAUUGAUCAAGCAAUUUAUGAAAGCGAAAUAAGUGGUAUUGAUUGGAAUGAUCAUGGUGGUCAAUGGCUUCAUAUGUUCUUUUAUUGUGAAGCUAAAUUGAGAGAAUGGAGAAAGAGUGGAGUUGGUUUUCAAUUACUUUAUCUGAAAGGUAAUGAUCCAAUUGCCAGAGGAAAGGAAGAAUUGAAUUCCAAGAGAUUGCUUCGUCACUUGUUAUUCUACCACUUGAAAAAGUCCAUUGAUGAAAAUCCAGAACUUAAAAAGAGACAUUCCUGUUUUGUAAUGCAUGAAAAUAUUUAUGAAAAUUUUGAAGAGUUUAGAAAGUUAAGCGAAAGUGUGAAUGUUAAUUCUAUUGUAAUAUCAUCUUACAAUAGAGACUUGUUGGCCUUACUGUUGAAUUAUUGUUCAAUUCCAUUGGUUUCUGGUAUUACAGGAGAAGGUUCAGCAAUUAAUGGAAGAAUGUUUUACUUAAGAACUAAAGAAAGAAGAAGAAUCACUUUUGAUAUUGACGGUCUUGUAAUUAAUUCUACUCCUAUGGAAAUUGGUAAAAUGUCAGUCAUCCAACUGUUCGAAAAAGCAAUUACUGAUAGCUUGUCCAGUAAUUUGGAUCAUUUACUUGCCAAGGUUAUAGUGAUUACUAAAUUAUUGCAAGGAUACUUGCCACUCAAUUAUAGAUAUCAAAAAGUUGACUUUGCAGUUGCUGAAUUGAAUGAGUUUAUUCAAAGAUUUUAUGGAAAGUUGUUCGAAAUUGCUUAUCAUCAUGAAGAUUAUAUUGAAGGAAGUGAUGAUUUGUUGGAUGGUAGAUUGGCACACUCAAUCUUGCUUUGGAUGAUUCAAACAAAGCAAAAUGAAUUUACUCUUCCAGAGCAUCUUCAAAGCCAAUAUAAGGAAAUUGUUUCUAGAUUAGGAUUAGGUGAAAGCCAGGCCAAUUUAUUAGAAACCAUGCAACAAAUUCCAACCUCUUCCUCAUUCCAAUAUGAAUUCGAGAACGAUCAUCAAGUUUUACCAAUCAGCAAUCGUUUCAUGAGCGAGUUAUUUGACAUUCCAGAAUCUAUUAUUGAAAGAAACUCCAACAAGAAAGUUUUCAAAGAUGAAUAUCAUUACCACAACACUGAAAAGAUUUCAUCAGUUCCAGAACCUAGAAAAUCUGAUGAAACAUCAACUUCACUUGCCAAAUUAAUUGCAUCUUUUGAUAGACCAAAGAAGAGAGUUGUUGUUGCUGAGCAAUACACAUCUAAGGAUAUCAAGGAAGAAAUCAAAACAGUUCAAAAGAAAGCUAACUACUUUAAAGCUACUCUACCAAAGAGAAUUGAUGGAUGGAAAGAAGAAAUGUCACAGAUCAAUUCUUCCAAAGCCAUGUUGGCUUUGUCAAGUAGCAUAUUCGAAGAACUUGUUUAUUUGAAGAGAUUGGAAAGAAAGAUUGUUAAGACUGAAGCUUCAGAUGUUGAUAAUGGAAUCAAGCAAGUUUUUGAGUUGCUUUCCUUGACUUUAUUUGCUCAAUUGGAAUUAAUUCAAGCCAACAAGGACGAUUUAAUUCAAGUUGGUAUUUGGGUUAGAUUCAUCUACUCGUUCCUUGAAGAAUAUUCCUUAAACUUGCCAAAGGUCAAGGUUGGUAUUUUAUUUGAAAAGCUUGUCAAUGAAUGCUUCAGAUUCAAGCUCUUCUCAUCUGGAAAUGAAAUUAUCCAAAGAAAGUCUUUGAAAUUGAAACAAAGAAGUGAAAAGGAUUCUAUUGACAUUAUUCAAAUGUACAAGGAAACUUGUGAAUUGAAUUCCUUUUUCAUUCCACAUCCUCAACAAUUUUCCUUGCAACGAGUAUUGAAUGCACUUGAAGAUGAUACAGAUUUAAGUAGAAUGACACCAGAGGAAUACAGAGCUUUCAAGAUUCGUCAAAGAAUGAGAGAAGAUAUGGACUUUAUUCCUGAUGAGUGGCAAGAAGAACUCAUCAACCAUGUCAACAAGGAAAAUGUCUCAGUUUUAUGUAAUGUACCUACCUCACAAGGUAAAACAUUCAUUUGCUUCUAUUUAAUCGAGAAAGUAUUGAGAGAAUCUUCAACAGAUGUUAUUUGCUUCAUUGUUCCAACCAAAGCAUUGGUCAACCAAAUUUAUUGUGAAAUUUCCAGUCGAUUUGAAAGAAAUAAUCUUGUAGGCAUGGCAACAGCUUCCAAGAGAAUUAAUGAAUUCACUUCUCAAGUAUUAAUUAUCACACCUGCCAUGUUGGAAAUUUAUUUGAUGAGCAGUCAGGAAAAUAAUUGGAAAUCAAGGAUCAAGUAUUUAAUUAUCGACGAAAUCCACUCAGCUUUUGAUGGUGAUCAGUCUCAAUACUAUGAACAUAUUAUUCAAUUCCUGGAUUGCCCAAUUCUUGGUUUAUCUGCAACUUUGGAUAACAGAAAUGAAUUGGCAGAAUGGAUGAAACAUGGAAAGAGACAAAUUGUUGAAACUGUCCAUCUUGAAGAUUACAAACGUUUCAAUCCUUUGGAAUAUUAUAAUUUUAAUAACGAUAAUGAAGGCAAGUGUAUCCAUGUCCAUCCUUUGGCUUUGGUAAAUGUAAAUAAUUUGAAACAAGAAUUGGAGUUGUUGAAUGGUAUGUCCAUGAAGGAAUGCCUCGAAUUGACUCAAUAUUUAGAGAAGGAAAUACCUUCAUGGUUUACAGAGAUUGUACAGAUUGGUUUGAAAUCAGAUUUGUUAGAACCAUUCAAAUGGGCAGAUUCCAUUAAUUAUAGAAGAAAGGUUCAUGAAUAUUUGAUUGAAAAGGGACAAGACGAUAAUAAUCAUGAUAAUAUCUGCAAGAUUAUUCAACACUUUUACCAUUUAUCGCUUAUUUCAACAACCGAAAGAUCAGAGAAGCUUCACGAAGAGGAAAUUAUCAACCUUGUCAUGCAAAUGAAGAAUGAAAACAUGCUCCCUUCUAUUUCCUUUGCAUUCAACAGAACUCUGAUCAAUGAUUAUUUAGAAUAUCUUGUCAAUUAUUUAGAAACUAACCAAACUAACUUGUGGAAAGAUGGGAAAAUCCCAAAAACAAUCUCACAACUUGUUUCAUCCAUUGAAGAGGGAAACUGUGACUUUGAAGUUGAAGAACUACACUUUAGAGCAUUAAAAGUUGGUUUGGCAUGUCACUAUGCAGCUAUGGACGAAAAUUAUCAAAUUGAAGUUGAAAGAUUGUUUAGAAUUGGAGAUAUUCCACUUAUUUUCUCCACUUCAACUUUAGCUUUGGGUGUUAACAUGCCUUGUAAGACUGUAGUAAUUUGUGGUUUCUCACCUUUCUAUUCAAAUAGUUUAUUCAAACAAGCUUGUGGUAGAGCUGGUAGAAGAGGAUUUGAUAAUAAGGGAAGAGUCAUUCUGUGUGGAUUCAAUACUCCAUUGCAAAGAAGAUACCUCCUCUCCCCUCCAGUCCUUGUCAAUGGAUCUCAAGGUUUCCCAACAAGUUUCACUCUCAGAUUAUUCUCCAGUUUAUCUCAACAAGGAAACAAUUCCUCAAUCGAGGAAGGAAUCAAGAGAUUGUUAGAUAAACCUCUCUUCUCAUUGGAUAAGAAUUUGGUCGAUAGAGCUGCCAAGCAGAUGAAACAUUUAUUCCUUUUCAAUUCUGAGUACCUUUUCCAAACUGAGUUUUUGAAUGGAAAUUGUGAACCUUUGAGUUUGAGUGGAUUGGUAACUCAUUUAUUCUAUCUCAAUGAGAAGGCAUUCACAAUUCCACAUUUAGUGAAAUUCAAAUUCUUUGAACAGUUUAAGCAAGUUUACAGUGAUACUGAACAAGAUUUGUUAUUGUUAAAGAUAGUCACCUAUUUAAUGUAUAGAAGUGUUGUGGGAUCAUAUUUUAAUAAGAAACAUACCAUUCAAUUGGGAGAGGAAAAUAUGGAAGAGGGAUCAAUUUUCAGAGAAAUGGCUGAGCAUGUAAAAUCUCACAACGACAUGGCACUUUCUAUCUUUAGUAAUUUUGCAUCUGUUUAUGCUGUAGAUAAGCAAGAUGAAUUGGAGGAUGUUCAUUUGCCUUUGAGUAAUCAUGGAAAUUUCAAAAAGUUGAGAAUAUUGAAAUCAAAUGCUAACAGUUCAAAUGAAACCAAGGAAGAGAAUGUUGGAGGUGGAGAUGACGAUUGGGAAUCUUUUGAUGUUGAAGAAACUGAACCAGUUGAAUCUGAACAGCAAGUGAAUGAACCAGUCACUAAGAAAUUCGUCUUGGACGAAAGUGAAUUCGAAUCUGAUUUACACAAUAUUCCACUCAUCAAGCACUUAUCAUCCCACUGUAUUAGAAACAACCUUUCCAUUUCAUCCUUCGCUGCUCUCAGUGGUAACAUGGAUGGUCAUUACAAGAGUGUUGAUCACUUCCUCCAAACACUCAACCACAACAUUUGUCUUAACAAGACAACUAUUCCACUUCAAGAUUUGGAAUUUUCCAAAUUGAAUUCUUUCCUCAUUGACUUGUACAAACACAAAAACAUCAAACUUUUGAAAGCUGAAAAUGGAUUUUCCACCAAACAUGCAGCAACUCGUGAAGUUGAGCAAAUUGUCAAGGAUUUGAAAAAGAUCCGUUCAAGUUUGAUAGUUGAGAAAUGUUUUAAGGAAUCAACAUUCUAUCAUCCAUAUAUGGAUUCCUCAAUCAAGACAUUACUCGAUGACUUUGGAAUUCAAUGGGCUCAAAACUAUCAAGCUCUAUAUGAUUGUUGGAGAAAGGAAACUUUGAAUUCCGUAUUCGAUUCCUAUUUCAUCCAAACCUACAAAUAUCAAAAGUUCCUUAAAAUCCUUGGCAGUUUAUUCCGUCAUCCAUUCAUGAAAUCCUUGGACAGAGUCAUUAGAGUAUUAUCAGAAAUUAUCUAUGGACGUCCUGUUUAUGUAAAUAGGAAGAAGAAGGAUCGUCCAGAUAUGCCAAAUGUGGAUGAUGAAAGUGAGCAUGUUGUUAAUGUUAAAUCAAAAACUGAAGCAAAAGUGAAAAAGCCUCAAGAUGAAUAAACUCAAUUAAAGAUAAAUUUCUAUUACCUUAAAA